Aspergillus calidoustus is the source of this 1074-nucleotide messenger RNA. The record is from the annotation of a GenBank genome assembly. NCBI's taxonomy places the organism in Eukaryota, Fungi, Ascomycota, Eurotiomycetes, Eurotiales, Aspergillaceae.
AUGUCGAUCUUAGCAGUCACAGAGAAAGAUCACGUGCGCCGCUCUCCGCUGCGGAAUCCCAGGCUCUCCGACGCCCUGUCAGUGCCACACCAAACUGCAAGCUUUGCGAAGUACGUUGCGGCCCUCGAGGCUGAGGUCAAGGAGUUCAAGCUUCAGCUUGAAACCGUUCAAUCAAGUUUGCAGGUAGACCCAGACAAUACGGAAUUACAGAGUCUCAAAGCUGAGCUGGAAGAACUUAUAAACCUCACUGAAACAUCCAUCGCCGAAUUAAAACCAGCCGCCCCCGCAAAACCCGCACCCGUCGGCAGACCAAAAGGCCCAACAAGAGACGAGUAUGCGUCCAACAACAAAUCCAACUUUCGCUCUCCAACAGUCGAGCAAUCCGAGGAAAGCCCCGCUCCAACACCAGCUUCUUUCUCAGUGAACGAGCAUGUGCUCGCGCGCUGGACUUCCGGCGACAACUCGUUCUACCCAGCGCGCAUCACAUCCAUCACGGGCUCCUCCAGCAACCCCGUCUACAUUGUCUCGUUCAAGUCCUAUGGCACGGUCGAAUCUCUGACCGCAAAAGACCUCAAACCCAUUUCCAACAGUGACUCGCGAAAACGCAAGGCUGAUGGAAGCCCAGGCAGUUCCUCGACGCACUCCCCCGUUCCUCAGCCGCCACACGCGAGCGUCAUCUCCGCAGCCGCGGAUAUAAACCCCGCGUUAGCGACCCAGGCGCGUAAAGAGCCGAGCAAGGCCACCGACGGGCCUGCACGCCCGACAAAGGCCGCGCGCAAGGUCAAGGCUAAUAAGGAACUCGAGGAGGGUAAGAACAAGUGGAAGGAUUUUGCCAACAAGAGCAAAUACGGCAAAAAGAAGGAAAGCAUGUUCCGGACCGGCGAGGGAGUGAAUGCUCGAGCAAAGUUGGCUUCACCGGUUCCGGACAACAAAUGCGCAAAGACCCCACUCGAACUCGCCACGUUUACCAACAGGGAGAAGAAGACGUGUAUUAAACUCGACACAGUCUUGGGGCUGGCUGGGAGUUUGUUUGUCAUGAUAUACGGCCGUCAUAUCACAUCCUCUUCCAAAUAG